Molecule: messenger RNA, 6406 nt
Organism: Brassica napus (rape)
Lineage: Eukaryota; Viridiplantae; Streptophyta; Magnoliopsida; Brassicales; Brassicaceae
Exons: 1
Coding region: 308-5968 (1886 amino acids)
Biological process (GO): DNA integration
Molecular function (GO): nucleic acid binding
Source: RefSeq, a predicted model, not a curated record
AUUGAUUAAAACCUUGUUGUAUUGCUCUGUUUGCUAUUGUUACUUGUCACACACUCACCACUAUUGAAUCUGCUUAGCUUAAGAAAUGACUUGUACUCUCACUGAUUCACAUCACUAGGACUGGUUCGACAUUCACCCCACUAUACUACAACAUUUGCAAUAGGCAGAAAAACCUAUUAUCAAAUUGGCGCCGUUGCCAAUCCUAGUCUGAUUGUGACAUUGAGUUUGAGUCUUUGCUUGAGACUGAGUUUUACUUUGUUUUAAAGUUACUAAUUCUACUUCUUCAUCUACUUGUGAUCGCAGGUGCAUGAACCUAAGAAGUAGAGGCACUACACAUCUUACUCCCUUGACAGAUAUCAAAACACUUGAAAGAGAGAACAAGAGAAGGUUAAGACAAGAAGAGCAAGAGGCUCAGAUACAAAGAUCAGAACCUAUGAUGGAACCAGUUCCAGAACAACCUCAAGCUGAAGAGGGCAAUGGUCAAGGAGCUGCCAACCUUCGACCUAGACAACCACAACGCCAAGCUAGGGCCAUCGGUACAUAUGAUCAACCUAACAUAAAUGGGAAUAGGUUGGGCAUUAGGGCACCGCCAGUUGCCAACAACAAUUUCGAGAUCAAGUCCAGCCUCAUCAACAUGAUUGAAAACAACAAGUACCAUGGACUUGCCUUGGAAGACCCACUAGAUCACCUUGACAGAUUUGAUAAGUACUGUGGCUUGUCAAAAACAAAUGGAGUUUCAGAGGAUGCUUUCAAGCUCAGAUUGUUUCCCUUCUCUUUGGGAGACAAGGCUCACACUUGGGAGAAAAACAUCUCAAGUGAUACUAUCACCACUUGGGAUGAAUGCAAGAAGGCCUUCCUCAACAAGUUCUUCUCUGCUACAAGGACUGCCAACCUUAGAAAUCAGAUCUCUGGUUUUCAACAAAGAGGACUUGAAGGAUUUUCAGAGGCAUGGGAGAGAUUCAGAAGCUACUUGUCUCAAUGUCCCCACCAUGGCUUCAACAAUGAGAGCUUGCUAAGCACUUUCUACAGAGGAGUCUUGCCUAAAUUCAAAAGCCAGCUUGACACUGCAAGCAAUGGAAACUUCUUGGGGAGGACUGUCGAAGAUGCAUUAGAACUCUUGGAGAACAUGGCACAGAGUGACUCUGUCUACAAUGAUGAAUAUGAUAGAAGAGACAGAGGUGGUGGAGGAGAAGAUAUGACCACAAAGAGAGAGCUGAAAGCACUUCAAGACAAGAUUGACAUGCUACUAUCAGAAAAGACCAAGAAAGAGGAGUUACAUAUGGUUGCUGAAGUUGAUGGAGUAGAAUGCCAAGAAGAUAUGUACUAUGUCAAUGCUCAGGGUACAUGGUACAAGAAGGAGCCUGACUAUCAAUACCAGAACAACUACCAACAGAAACCCUUCUACAACAACCAACAGAAGCCAUUCAACAACUACCAGCCAAGACCAUUCUACAACAAUCAGCCUAAGCCAUUCUACAACAACAACCAAGGUGGUUACCAACCCAAACAGAACUUCCCUCCGGGAUUCUCACCAAAACCAAGUCAACCUGCACAAGACCAAGCUGGAUCAUCAACACAACCUCCACAAGAGAGUAGUACUGAAGCUAUGCUGAAACAAUUAUUGGAGGGACAAGCAAGAAGUGAGAAACAAUUAGGGUAUGAGCUGAAAAAUCUCCACAACAAGAUUGAUGGGAAUUACCAUGAUCUAAACAACAAGUUCAAAGCCUUGGAGAACCAGUUUGUCUCUAUGACAGCCAGCUCAAGUCGCCAACAAGGUUCCCUACCUGGAAAGCCUGAACAAAACCCAAAGGAGACAAUGAAGGCAAUCACCCUAAGGAGUGGAAGAGAGUUGCCUCCUAAAGUUCUCAUUAAGGAUAAUGAGAAACAAGGUGGGGAGGUGGUCAUCAAUGUAGAUGAUGAUGUGGUGAUUGUGGAUGAGAAGACUAAUGAGGAAAUCUUGGAGAAGAUAGUUGAAGCUAAGGGCAAGAGAAAGAUUGGAGAGGAGAAAGUUGAGAACAAAAAUGAGGCUGCUACAUCAACAAAAGAGAAAUUGUUCACUCCUCCUCCCUAUGAGCCAAAGCUUCCCUUUCCUGGAAGAUUCAAGAAGCAACUCCUAGAGAAGUACAAAGCCUUGUUUGACAAGCAAAUGAGUGAAGUUCAACUCACCAUGCCCAUAAUUGAUGCAUUUAUGCUGGUUCCACAAUACAGCAAGUUCUUGAAAGAUGCUGUAGAACAAAAGAAGAAAGAGAUGGAAGGGAUGGUGAUUCUUACUCAUGAGUGCAGUGCCAUUAUUCAGAGACUGACUGUCCCAAGGAAGCUAGAAGACCCUGGUAGUUUCACCCUGCCAUGCGCCAUUGGACCUUUGACAUUUGAGAGAUGUCUAUGUGAUUUGGGAGCAAGUGUCAGCCUCAUGCCACUAUCCAUUGCCAAGAAGCUUGGGUUUACACAAUAUAAAAAGUGCAAGAUCUCUUUGGUGCUAGCUGAUCGAUCUGUCAAGCUCCCCAUUGGCAUCCUAGAAGAUCUUCCUGUCAAGAUAGGAAAUUGUGAAGUGCCUACUGACUUUGUAGUGCUUGAGAUGGAUGAAGAGCCUAGAGAUCCUUUGAUCUUUGGAAGACCUUUCUUGGCAACUGCUGGAGCAAUGGUGAAUGUGAGAGAUGGCACAAUUGAUCUCCACCUUGGAAAAGAUCACAUUCUCCAUUUUGAUAUCAAGGAGAUGAUGAAGAAGCCCACAACUCAAGGAGAAAUAUUCUACAUUGAUGAGAUGGAUGCCUUGGCUGAUAAUUUCCUUGAGGAGUUAGCGAUUGAGGACUCUCUUCAACAUGCCCUGACCAUUGAAAGAGAGACCCAAAUGAUUGAAAACAAGGAUAGUGAUGAGCUAGUAAGAAGGCUAGAUGUUCACCUUGAGAAGGAUGGAGAAGAUGAGUUCAUGGAGUUGCCACAAAUGACUCAACAUGCUGCCUCAGCAGACAUUCAAGAGAACCUCCAUGAAGCUGAUUGGAGUGAGCUCAAGGCACCAAAAGUGGAGCUUAAACCUCUUCCCCAUGGUGUAAGGUACGCUUUCCUUGGACCUAAUGAGACAUAUCCUGUCAUUGUGAGUAGUGAGCUGACUGAGAAUGAAUUGUCUAUGCUUUUAAAUGAACUUAAAAAGUAUAGAAAAGCACUAGGAUACUCACUUGAUGACAUUAAAGGAAUCUCACCAUCUUUGUGCAUGCAUAGGAUACAUCUAGAGGAUGAAUCUAAAACUUCAAUUGAACACCAAAGAAGAUUAAAUCCUAAUUUGAAAGAUGUUGUUAAAAAAGAGAUAAUCAAAUUGUUAGAUGCUGGUGUGAUCUAUCCUAUCUCUGAUAGCAAUUGGGUUUCACCUGUGCAUGUAGUUCCUAAAAAAGGUGGCAUAACAGUUGUUAAGAACGAAAAUGAUGAGUUAAUACCAACAAGAACAAUAACUGGACAUAGGAUGUGCAUUGACUAUCGAAAACUGAAUGCAGCCUCUAGAAAGGAUCAUUUCCCUUUACCAUUCAUUGAUCAGAUGUUAGAGAGGCUAGCUAACCAUCCCUAUUAUUGUUUCCUUGAUGGAUACUCUGGAUUUUUCCAAAUCCCUAUACACCCAAAUGACCAAGAGAAAACGACAUUCACUUGUCCUUAUGGUACCUUUGCAUAUCGAAGGAUGCCAUUUGGACUGUGCAAUGCACCAGCAACAUUCCAAAGAGCAAUGAUGUCGAUUUUCUCUGAUCUUAUUGAGGAUGUAAUGGAGGUGUUUAUGGAUGAUUUUUCUGUAUACGGUUCUUCGUUUGCUACUUGUUUGUCAAAUUUGUGCAGGGUCCUACAGAGAUGUGAAGAUACCAACCUUGUGCUGAAUUGGGAGAAGUGCCACUUCAUGGUUAAAGAAGGGAUUGUGCUUGGGCACAAGAUUUCAGAGAGAGGCAUUGAAGUGGACCAAGCCAAGAUCGAGGUGAUGGCGAGGUUGGCUCCACCAAAAACAGUGAAAGACAUUAGAAGCUUCCUUGGCCAUGCUGGUUUCUACAGAAGGUUCAUCAAAGACUUCUCCAAAAUAGCUAGACCAUUGACCAAGCUGCUGUGCAAGGAGAUCAUCUUCAACUUUGAUGAAGAAUGCCUAGAAGCCUUUAAGAAGCUGAAGGAGGAGCUCACCAGUGCCCCAAUAGUUCAACCACCAGAUUGGAGUCUACCCUUCGAAAUCAUGUGCGACGCCAGUGACUAUGCUGUGGGGGCAGUCUUGGGGCAAAAGAAGGACAAGAAGACACAUGUGAUCUACUAUGCAAGUAGAACCCUUGAUGAAGCUCAAGCUAAAUACUCUACAACUGAGAAGGAGCUAUUGGCCAUUGUCUUUGCAUUUGAGAAGUUCAGAAGCUACUUGGUUGGGUCAAAGGUGACUGUCUACACUGAUCAUGCUGCAUUGAGACACCUCUUAGCCAAGAAAGAUGCAAAACCAAGACUGUUGAGGUGGAUUCUGCUGCUACAAGAGUUUGAUCUUGAGAUCAAGGACAGGCCUGGAGUUGAGAAUGGAGUAGCUGAUCACCUGUCCAGGUUGAAGGUGGAGUGUGGAAUCCCUAUUGAUGACAGACUUCCAGAAGAGCAAAUGAUGGCUAUUCAUGCAGUGGUAGCUGUUUGUGAGACAGGAAAGAAACUUGAAGAGGUGAAGGCAGCUGAUGAGAAGGGUCCUUGGUAUGCUGAUAUAGUCAACUACUUAGCUAGUGGAAAAGAGCCAUUGAACCUUGAAGGUUAUGCCAAGAAGAAGUUCUAUAAGGAUGUGAAGAGAUAUUAUUGGGAUGAGCCUUACCUCUACAUACUUUGUAGAGAUCAACUCUAUAGAAGGGCAGUGGCUGAAGAAGAAAUUGAUGGGAUCCUUACACAUUGUCAUGGAUCAUCCUAUGGAGGCCACUUUGCUACAUUUAAGACAGUUGCAAAGGUGCUACAAGCUGGAUUUUGGUGGCCUCACAUGUUUAAAGACACCCAAGACUUUGUCUCAAGGUGUGACUCUUGUCAAAGAAGAGGAAACAUCACCAAGAGGAAUGAAAUGCCUCAAAACCCCAUCCUAGAAGUUGAAGUGUUUGAUGUCUGGGGUAUUGACUUCAUGGGGCCUUUUCCUUCAUCUUAUAGCAACAAGUACAUACUGGUGGCUGUAGAUUAUGUCUCUAAGUGGGUUGAAGCAAUUGCAAGUCCAACCAAUGAUGCAAAGGUGGUUCUAAAAAUGUUCAAGAGCAUAAUCUUUCCAAGGUUUGGGAUUCCAAGAGUUGUGAUCAGUGAUGGAGGGUCUCACUUCAUCAACAAACUGUUUGCAAACCUCCUUAAGAAGAAUGGUGUGAAGCACAAGGUUGCAACUCCUUACCACCCCCAAACAAGUGGUCAGGUUGAGAUUUCCAACAGGGAGAUCAAGUCCAUUUUGGAGAAGACUGUGGGGACAACAAGGAAGGAUUGGUCUACAAAGCUUGAUGAUGCACUUUGGGCCUAUAGGACUGCUUUCAAGACACCCUUGGGAACCACUCCCUUCAAUCUUGUCUAUGGGAAAGCUUGCCAUCUGCCAGUGGAGCUUGAGUACAAGGCAUUAUGGGCUGUUAAGAUGCUGAACUUUGACAUCAAGAGUGCCAAAGAGAAAAGACUUUUCCAACUCCAUGAGCUUGAUGAGAUUCGACUUGAUGCUUUUGAGAACUCAAGAAUUUACAAAGAAAAGACCAAGGCAUUCCAUGACAAGAAGAUCCUGAAGAGGGAGUUCAACAUUGGAGAUCAAGUGUUGCUCUUCAACUCUCGAUUGAAGUUGUUCCCUGGAAAACUUAAGUCAAGAUGGUCCGGCCCUUUCAAGAUCAAAGAAGUGAGGCCAUAUGGAGCAAUUGUGCUUUGGAACAAGACUGGUGAGGAAUUUGCAGUGAAUGGGCAAAGAGUCAAGCUGUACAUGGCGGCCACACCUGAGAAGGAAGGAACCUCGGUUCCACUUUCCGAUCCCAAACCAGCCUAAACCAAAAAGGGGUAGUCAAGCUAGAGACUUAAAACAAGCUCACUUGGGAGGAAGUCCCAUGUCUAUCCCUAUAUAUAUUAUUGUUUUACUUGUGUGGUUUUUCUUUUGUGUGUUUGAUAAGUGUGUUUAAAAUUUUCAGGUGAUUCUCCACUUAAUCAAAGAGAAAGAUGGCCAUCCAGCAAAGCUACAAGUGUUAAAAUUAUUCAACUCCAUCUAGCAACUCCAAGCUAAGUGUCUCUACAACCAUUGUAAAUAUAUAGUUUUCUUGUUUGUUUCUUCUAGACCUCUUCUUUCACCUUGCUCUCACACAAGAGACUGUGUGAAGUAAGUGUGGGGGGAGAGUCUACUUAUCUCACAUGUUUUCUGUUUUGUUUACUUGUCAUAAGCAUUGCAUAUCCAUUUGCAUAGAAAAUCCAUAAAAAUUUGCAAAAUUCCAAA